GUCACAUACAAAAAUACUAAACAUAUGACCUACAUUGUAGGAGUUAACGUAACUAAAUAAAGCAUUGAUUUUUUAAAAAUUGAAUUAAGUCUUUCCACCUAACAUUCGCCAGUGAAACGCAAGCAUGACUGAGGGUAUUUCGAAAAAUGGUGCUUUCAAAUUUGAAGACGGGAGCAGAUAUGUCGGAGACUGGAGUAGCAAAGGUUUGAGACACGGACUAGGUUCUUUGCUUUUUCCUGACGGUUCCCGUUACGAUGGAUGGUUUAUCAACGGCUUAUUCUCCAAAUUAGGAGUAUUUAUAUUUCCCGAUGGUGCAAAAUACGAAGGAGAAUUUGCUCAAGGAUGGUUCCAUGGCUAUGGAGUUUUUUGGCGAGCUGACGGUAUGAGAUUCGAAGGAGUAUUCCAUGGUGGAAAAAUUUGGGGAUUAGGUUUAAUAACUUAUGCAGACAACACUCAUGGAUUUCCACGGAACGAAGGAUUCUUCAAAGAUUGCAGAUUAGUUCGUAAAAAACGUUGUUCUGAAAUAGUCCACAAAGCCCAAAGAUGUGCAAUGCUAGCUCGAAAUCAAUGUGCCGAAAUUAAUCAUUAAAUAAUUGUAAUAUUUUUAUUCUUCAAUUUGACAAAUACUUACUCACUCAUAAAGUUUAUUUUAUGAUUGAAAAUUAUAUCAAAAUUGAAUCGUUAAAAAUAAAUUUUCAUAAAAAUGUUAAUUUAAUAGUUUAAAAAUUGUUU
Messenger RNA from Leptopilina heterotoma, 732 nucleotides. RefSeq names its product MORN repeat-containing protein 4 homolog (gene rtp). The transcript has 4 exons. The record is from RefSeq and is a predicted model, not a curated record. The coding region runs from base 125 to 589 and encodes 154 amino acids. NCBI's taxonomy places the organism in Eukaryota, Metazoa, Arthropoda, Insecta, Hymenoptera, Figitidae.